Messenger RNA from Coprinopsis cinerea okayama7#130, 2262 nucleotides. RefSeq lists its product as hypothetical. The record is from RefSeq and is a predicted model, not a curated record. Lineage: Eukaryota; Fungi; Basidiomycota; Agaricomycetes; Agaricales; Psathyrellaceae. Bases 1 to 2118 code for a protein of 705 amino acids. Gene Ontology annotation, molecular function: ATP hydrolysis activity; ATP binding. The transcript is spliced from 9 exons.
AUGCACCGCCGACUAUCGACCAUGAUGAGGAGCGCUUCGUCGUCCUCUUCUAAUCCAAACCACGACGAUUUGCCCUUUGAUAACAGUUCCAAGUCGACCAUCACCACCGCAAUUGGCAAGGAAGACAACCUACCUCUCCCAGCCCCCUCGUUGAAGGUCAAACGUGUCGAUAACUACUAUAGCCGCUGGAGUAAGAGCUGGAAAUACAGAAAUACUAGCUCUAAAGUCGUUGUUGAAGCUCCUCCCCUCCUUCAGAGCGGUGGAAAUAACGACCAGUGGCGGGAGUACAGUUUCGUCAUCGUUCGCACUAUUCCCCGCAACGAGAACUUGGAAAAGACUUAUAGAAUUGUUCUCAAGAGCGACUACCUCCUCAAAGCCUGUCGCGAAGUGAUUGAUUCUUGGCCGGGUGUCUCCUGGAAUGCGGACCCCCUCGAACUUGAUCCGCAGAUCUUCGUCACCUUCCAUGACCAGUUCCUAGAGUACGAGCGGAACCUCGCAGAAAAGAAACGCACAGAGUUCGAGUCUCAUGUCCUGGCAACCGUCAAGCUCUUAAACUCGACUAUCGCAUCAGACUAUCACACCACGUUGUCCACGAUUCGACGGUUGACCAAGCACGGCGAAAUUACGUUCGACCUACUCUAUGGAAUCCUCAUCCCGCGCACCCUUUUUGUGGCCCGCUGCGCUGUGACGGGUCUUCCCCGCUUACUCAAACUGUCGUAUUUCCAGCGCACGGUGAUCGAGGGAAAGCCUAUGUACCAGUUGGUACUCGAGAGCGUCGAUCUCAUCGACCGUACGAUGUCGAACACGGUUGGGGUUGGUCUGGUGCAGACCGUCGUCUAUCUCCCCAACUUCCGUGGGGCAGUCAAGAUCGACUCCCUCGACGCCUACCCGCUGAAGUAUCAUCACGACGAGGCUGGCUUGCGGGAGGCGGCGCUCAAGCGAGGUCAAAAGUGGGUCAGUUUGAUGGGUGUGCAUCACAAGCAAUACGAUGGCGUAGCUGCGGUCAAGUCCAUGGGGAAAAUUCUGAAGCAUAAUGUGCGAAGUCGCGUCAUGAUUGAUAGGGCCACCUUCCGUCGUUUGAACCCCAACUACACGUUCCCGCAGCCCGUACCAACGCAAGUGGAGCAGGUCGAUCUUUCGAACCCGCGAAACCAGAACUACGAUAUGUACGGGAACUACAUUGCGACCCCUCCUCCACUACCGGCAACCGCAGGCGACGUCGUUCAGCAGAAUGCAGCUGAAGAGUCUCCUCAGAACGCCGAGCUUACCGAAGAGGAAUUGCUGCUUACACCUGCCGCCAUCUACGGGUUCAGCUUGAGCGAUAAAAUGUGGCUGGAGCUCAAUAUCGAACUGGUGCAAGAUGUUGAGUGGAACUCCGAGGCGUUCUCGAACCUCGUACUCCCUCAAGGGCGGAAGGACCUCCUCCAGUCGUUAAUCGAAUCGCACCACCGCGAACUUGGAUUCGACGACUUCAUCAAGGGGAAAGGACACGGCUUGGUCAUCAACCUUUAUGGCCCUCCUGGUGUAGGCAAGACUUUCUCAGCUGAAGCGACGAGCGAACACGUUCAAAGGCCCCUCUAUGUCGUUGGUGGUGGUGAUUUGGGAACCACCGCUUCGGAACUCGACUUGGCUUUAGAACGUGUAUUCGAUGUCGCUACAGCCUGGAAGGCUAUUGUCCUCAUCGACGAGGCGGACGUAUUCUUGGAACAACGCUCCCUUCAUGACCUGGAAAGGAACGCCAUGGUGGCCGUCUUCCUCCGACACGUCGAGUACUACCGCGGUAUUCUGUUCAUGACGACCAACCGAGUGAGGACCUUUGACGAAGCCUUCCUCUCUCGCAUCCACGUCGCGCUCCACUUCCAGCAACUCAGUCAGGAAUCCAAGGAGCAGGUUUGGUCCGCCUUUAUCAAGAAAGCGGGAGCAGCAAAUUCGAUCACCCCUGAGCAAAUCAAAGUGCUCGCGAAGAGGAACAUCAAUGGUCGCCAGAUCAAGAACGCCGUUCGGACCGCACAUUCGCUGGCUGUAGGACGUGAUGCUCGGGUCACAUUCGAACAUAUUAUGGAAACUUUGGACGCAAUGGCUGAGUUCACGAGGCUCUUUGAAUCAGGAAACGAAUAAUUAGGAUUUGCCCUUGGGGGGGACGAACCGGAGACACUGCGACGCACACGCCCUGGGCGCCUAAAGAUAAUGAUGUCAGAGUAUUAUGUAUAUAGUAUAAUCUCCCCUAUCUUUAGGUCUGGCCCCAAAACAGACAACUGAAAA